GAUUCCACUGGUAAUCCAAUCAGCAAUUGUCAAACUUCCUCUUUCAUAACAUUUGAUAAUCAACAGCAUGCUUAUUUUUCUAAUAUAUUUUUUUAUAAAAUGCAAUUUCCGAGAAAACUAUAAUUAAUAAAUAUAAUAAUUUAUGCCACAAAAAACUUUUUUCUCAGAAAAAUUAUUCCGUUGGAAAUCAAUAAAUUUGAAAAUUAGUGCAAUAAAUAUGUAUAUACAUUAUAUACUGUUAAAUAAUCUGAAAAGUAAAAUUAUAUAAAUUAACAAAUUUGAUUUAUAUAAUUGAUUUCACAAAUAUAGAAAUUAGAAUCAAUUCUCAACAAAACUUCAUUUAAUGUGAUACAUUCGAAAUUGGUUCAACAAUAAUGAUUACAGUUAGUUCUAAAAAUUUGAACUUGAGUUUGUUUUAUGUUAAACAGCAUUGAAUUCACUGAUCGAGUACAGUAAUUCCGCAAUUAUAAAUGAAUUAAACAAAAUAAACACAUAAUUGAAUAAAUAUAAUGUUUCAUCACAACAGGAGAAAAUUGAUAGAUAAAAAAAAAUUUAAUUAUCAAUUCACCUUUCGAUUAUACUGAGAAUUUUAUUACUUAUAUUCAAAUAACUUUAGAAUAGAUAUAUAAUAUCGUCACUUUCGAUCGCAGUGAAAUUUAGUUGCGAAAGCACAUAGGAAGAAUUGAAGAAUCUUAUUAGGUGCAUGUUUAUUAAAGCACGUUGAAGUUGUCAAUAAUAAAUAUAAAUGUAAUUUAUUCAAAGAAAAAUGACAAGAAAUAUCAAUCUAAUCAUAAAAGAUAUUUUAUGUUUUAAGAAAUUUCUCAUAGAAAAACGAUAAUAAAAAAUGUUUCAAUAUGUCGAAAUCUCAGGGAAAUCGUUCUGGUGUUAAUUUAUGAAAACCCCCGGAAGUAAUCAAAGUGUCAGACUUGACUUUUCUCCAUUUUUUCAGUUGCACUGAUACUUUGUUGCAUGACUGAUGAACUAUAAAAAUUUCUAAUCCUUUCAAAUGUAUUUUAUGAAAUAUCAAAUUAAUUGGAAAUGCCAUUUUUUUAUUUUUAACAGAAGACCAUUUUUUAAAUAAGCGAAUUAUAUCAAUAGAAAUUCGAUCGAAGAUGUAUUUUAUGGUACAUCCUGUCAGUGGUGAAUGUUUGUCCACUACUCCAUACAUAAACAUACGUAUAGGUGCUCAUAAGAGACAGGUAAAGUCUCGGUAUCGAGUUAGUGGCAGUCAGUUCUGUUAUAGUAGGCCACAAAGCAGCAGUUACGUUCCUGGUUUCAUGCUCGCAACUCUCUCUUCGUUGGAUUAAGGCUUCUUUGAAGUUGUUCAGUUGAGCUACAAGUGUGAAACUUUGAUGAACUCUAACCGCGUGCAAAAUCAGAGUUAAUUUAUACACAACACAUAAAUCUGUGUAGAGUUAUUGAAAAUGUUUCUAAUACCAGUGGUUACCUGUGAAUGUUUAUAGAAAAAAAUGCAUAAAAUUAUACUUAUGUCAACCUAUUGCUAUGUUGCAGCAAUUAAUUGAGUUAGAAUAUAUAAUAUGAAUCACGCUUAAAUGAAAAUUUACGUUCAAAAAUAUAUAUGUGCUAGUCAAUAAAGAGAGAGGAAAAAUUUACAAACCAAAUAAACUCUAUAAAAGUGUGAACUUAUUUAUGAAAUAUAACAUAAAGUUUUUGUCAGGAUAAAAACUUGAGUAGAUAGAACAUUAAGUGAAAAAGAAGUUCAUUAAAGAAUCUUCGAAUAUACUUAAUUAGUGACAUUUAGUUAGACACAUGUUUCUCAAAUUCAAUUGUGUGGUUCAGGUGACAUUAGCAAAUGACUAUUCAUUAUAUCACCGAUAAAUCGACUCGCAUUCAGCUGUGCGAUGAUAAUUAAACUUUUCUGCUUGCUCUGGUCAUUUUCUUGCCUCUAUUUACUUGGUAAUCCAGUUGCGGCGGAAAAAUGGUCACCUGCGAUCGACGAAUCACUAGAUGAACGUCAUGAUGCUGAAAUCUUCCGAGCUGUAGUGGAGUCAAUGCAUCAAUGGGAGUUACACAAGAAACAUUCAUUUAGGAGCAAAAGAGAAGCAUCAAGAGUAUGCUAUGAAGAUGUGGGGUGUUUUGAAGAUGCUGGACCCUUCAGCUACUUGGAGAUGCUUCCAUCUCCACCGAAAGAUGUUGGUACAAGAUUCUUCGUAUACCAAAGUCGUAAACCAAGAUCAAUAUCUACAGAAGUACCGGCUGAUGACAUUAAUGAAAGAGUAAGUAAUGCUAUUGAUCCUGAACUUCCGACAAAAGUAAUUGUUCAUGGAUUUGGAUCCGAUUGUGAACAUAUUUGGGUGUAUGAAAUGCGGUCUGCACUCAUGUCUGUACAUGACUGCAAUAUUGUUUGCGUUGACUGGAGUCCUGGAAGUGCAAUACCAAAUUAUGUGAGAGCUGCAGCGAACACUAGAUUAGUAGGAAGACAGCUUGCCAAGCUUAUAAAAAGCUUAAAUGUAUCACUUGAUACAGUUCAUAUGAUAGGAUUUAGUUUGGGUGCACAUGUGGCUGGAUUUGCUGGUGCCGAACUAGCAAAUGUGUCAAGAAUUACAGGUCUUGAUCCCGCGGGACCCCUGUUUGAAUCUCAAGAUCCACGGGCAAGGCUAGAUGCCACUGAUGCAAACUUUGUUGACGUCAUACACAGCAAUGGUGAACAACUUUUAUUAGGAGGUCUUGGAUCUUGGCAACCAAUGGGAGAUGUCGAUUUUUAUCCAAAUGGUGGACGAAUGCAGACUGGCUGUUCCAAUCUAUUUGUUGGUGCGGUUUCUGAUUUCAUUUGGUCUGGAUCAACCGUUGAAGGAAGAUCGCUUUGUAAUCAUCGGAGGGCUUAUAAAUUUUUUACGGAUUCAGUGAGUCCAAAAUGCCGGUUUCCAGCAUUUCCAUGUGAAAAAGGUUAUGAUGGUCUUCUUCAAGGCGAAUGUUUCCCCUGCAGCUCAGAAAGACCUUGCGGUGAUAUGGGCUAUUAUAGUGAUACAUCAGAUGCUCGAGGACAAUUGUACUUAAUUACGCGAGAAGAGGAACCGUUUUGUUCCUAUCAAUAUCAAAUAAAAGUAUUCAACAGCCGUGGAGAACGACCAGCUAGAAGUUAUGGAAAGCUUCAAGUUACACUAGUUGGUUCGGAUUCCUUUAAUGAGACUUUCACUAUGACCCGGAAGGAUGAUGAAGAACUCUUAGUCGGAUCUGUUCUUCAUAAAAUUGUUGUACCUCAUCCAGUGAUCGUCAAUUUAGAAGCAAUUGAGGUGAAAUAUACAGCAUACAGUGGCUGGAUAUCGUCAGGACUUGUUUCCUGGAGUAUCGACAAAGUAUCUAUUUUAGACAGCUUUGGUAACAGUCAUUCUGUUUGCCGAAGAGAACUUAUUCUGGAAUCAGGACGUCCAGUCUAUUUACCACUCUAUCCUGGAGAAUGUAACAUUCCGGUUGAAUCAGAAAACUCCACUUCAGUAAAUACCAGCUUGCCCUUGGCAACGACGAAAACAGAGUCACUGGAGAAAGCUUCGAAUGCUGAGACCACUUCCAGUAAUAUUGGUCCGUUCACAAAAGAACAUAAUUUUGAACGAAACGAAAGAUAUACUGCAGAAUUUAUUUCCACUGAAAGUAAUAAUCCAAGAAGAAAUUUUGGCCCUUUUAUAAAAUCACAAAAUUUACAAUUGAAUCCAAAUGACAAUAGAAAUUCAUAUUCUUUUGAAAAAGAUAAUAAGAAAGUAAUAAUUUAUCCUUGGUUUAUUGACGACUUGAAUGAUACCGGUUCAAACUCAGUGGAAACUUCAGAAAUAGAAAGUGGAAGAGGAUUCUCAGGUGCCGAGUAUAUUAUUUCGACAUCUACAAGUUCCGCAACGUCAGUGGAUUCAACAACAACAAUUGAAUUUACAAGUGAAAUUCAAGAACCAGUACUACAAGUCACGAAGUAUGAGACGGGUAGAUCGAUGCGUUUGCCAGAGAUAACAGAACCAAUUUUACGACCACGCACAACAAGACAAAAUGAAAAAGAAGUUCAGGGUAAAGCAAUAAAUCAGGAACUAACAGAAAGGCCAUCAACCAAAGAAGAGGAUAAGGGAUUCACAGUUCAAUUUUUGCCAGAACGUCUUGUAGGAUUUUUGGCACAAGCUGAGAAAUAUGCUAAAGAAACAUUUCUUCCACUUAUUUCACAGUAUACACCAAGUUUCGUUGGCGGUCGACAGGAGAGACUCAAAUACUUUCCUCCACUGACCGAUAUUGCCACAGAAGGAAGCAGUACUAUAGAUGAUAAUUUCUCCUUAGCUUCUACCACUAAUAAAAACAAUCAACAAGAAGUCUUAGACGUGGAAGAAGUAAAAAAUUCAUCCAGAUCUGAAAAGCAAAUUCAUUUUAAUUCUUUUUCAAAUAGUUCUCCAGGAUUUGCUCGAUUGGAAUUAAUAGAAAGCCUAGGGAACAGCACGGAAUCUGAAAACUUAACGAUAAAAUCACAAAGUGAGUGGAUUCCAAUUGAUAAUAAGCAAUCUAGCACAUCAGCAUCAGAUCUAGAAAGCUAUAAUACAUUUAAACCAACCAGAAAUGAUGAAAACACAUGGAUGAACCAAGAAGACAAUAUCGAUAGACCAAGAAAUUUUGAUACUCUAUCUAGAAUUAACAGUGAAAAUGAUUGGGUGCCAAUAAUAGAACAGACAAAGAUAAAUAGUUUUGAUGUUGAUUCAAGUACCAAAGAGGUAUUUACUACGACAGAAACAAUAGAGGCUUCUAAAUUAGCUGUAACUAAUAGGGAAGUUGAUAAGAGGAUUAUUCCUCACUCUGAUAAUAGUGAAGCUCAUGAAACGUUUACCGCUCCUUUAGUAGCCAAUGAUAAUAAAGAGACUACAUCAACUGAAACAACCCCUGGAGACAACUCAUCUCAUAUACAAAGAAUACCCAACAACAGAGAGAGUAAAAGAAAUGAAGAAAACAAAAGUUCUUCGAGGUCGACGAUCUUUCCAUAUGCAUAUGAGCGGAAUAAAGAUCCACGUUCAAGAUACAUACCUCUUAUUCCGGAAGAAGAGAUGGGAAGAUUUCCCACUUUUUAUAAAGAUGAUCAAUAACUAAAGAUAUCAGGAAUUCAAAUCUUUUUUUAUUCAUGCUGUUAAAAGUAUUUUCUUGGGAUAUAACUUUAAUAAAGUCUAUGAGUAUUAAUAAGUAUACUGUGACAUCGAGGAAUAUUUAAAUAAUGACUUUCAAUGUAAAUUGGUGAACUUUAAAGAUUUCAAUAUUUUUGUAAUAAAUAUUAAAUAAAAAAUAUGUUGACUACACUAAGAAAAAUUUAUUUAUAUCAAAUAUAUGAAUAAAUAUUUUGGGGAAACAAGAAAUGCUAAAAAAUAGUAAACAAAAAUAAGUACACCAAGGUUAAGAGAAUUGAAUAUUUGAGAAAACUUUUCAAAUCCAUGACAAACUCUACAAUUAUCUCAGCGUGAUAUUCAAUAAUCUUGUAUAACAAAAUUAUGAAUCAUUGAAUAGUUCGAAUUAAAUAUAACGAUAAAACACGAGGAAAAAUCUGAGAUAGUUAAUUUCGUUUAUUAAUAAGAAAAAUACUAAAGUGAUUCCGAUGUAAAAAAAUAGGAUUAGAUAUCAAUUGUUUAAA
Messenger RNA from Chelonus insularis, 5599 nucleotides. RefSeq lists its product as uncharacterized. The transcript has 7 exons. The record is from RefSeq and is a predicted model, not a curated record. Bases 1863 to 5063 code for a protein of 1066 amino acids. Gene Ontology annotation, biological process: lipid catabolic process. Gene Ontology annotation, molecular function: lipase activity. Lineage: Eukaryota; Metazoa; Arthropoda; Insecta; Hymenoptera; Braconidae.